AAUGACAUACAACAAUAUAUUUAGGAGCUUCUUCACGUGGUGGAAGUCAACAAAAUUUGAUUUUAUGACAUUUGUACAGCAAAAUAAUCGGAUUGUGUAUGUCCUGGGAAUCGGUGGGAUUAUUUAGCUGAUUACGAGAUCCCAUUUUCGACAUAUUGUUUUAUCAGUCACGUAAAUGAACGGGGAAUAGACGUCAAAUUUAAUCCGGACCGGCACGGAAAAUGAUUAUAGACAGGGACCAUUGAGAAAGAUUAGGCAGGAAUUGUGUUAGCUUGAUUAGAACAUAAUUUAGAAUAUUGUUCCUUCUGCUUGAUUUAUGUUCUAAGGGAUAUAUGGAUGGAGAGAUUUGGCGCGAUUUUCUUGGCGUUAAUUAAUUCGCUUUUAUGUUCCUCCGGACACAUUUUGUCAAAUUUAUCAAUCUUUCCUUGUUAUAUUGUCAUAAAAGAGUAUAUUGUGAUAUAUUUUCUGUUCUUUUAAAAUCGUGUGACUGGGAAUUUAUAUCUUGAAAAAGAAAAUUAAUUCAUUGAUUUAUUAUAGACAAAUUUCAAUUCAUACGGGAGGAAAUAACUUCAUAUAAAGUAUAAGUCACGAAAAUUAUUUACUUGUGAGUAUAAAGCAACAAAUUUGAUAAGACAAUGUGUUAGUUAUUUUCUAUCCCAAUAGUUGUUAAAAACUAAUUUCAGAACAAGUUUGGAGUACAUGUAUGUAGUAACAAUCUUUGUGGAAAGCUACAUUUUGGGUUUCUUUAUUUCAUUACAAGCAAAUUUUUAUUAGGUAUAUUUUAGUGUUAAAAGAAUUGUUUCGCUAUUUUACUGCUUUUGGCGCAUUAAUUUACGGAUGGCUACUAGUGCUGGGAACCAAUUUCCGGCAUUUCACAGUAUCGACGCAUUGCUAGGUGGCACAGAAACGGCCAUGUAUGGGCAACAGUAUGUCCGAAGAUUUCCUCUUGAUCCUAAAGGCUAUAUGGAAAAAACCUUGGAUUUAAAACCGCAGAAGGGUUUUGGACACGGCAUACCUCUGAAUGGCCAUGGUGACUCACUACAGAAACACAAAAAAGAAUCAGAGCAACCAAAACUGUAUUCACCUUCGUCCAAAGACCAGAUGCAACGAAAGAGAGAAAAACACGUGACCGAAGCGGAAGAAUCUGAGGCCCGCAAGAAGACCAGACGCAAUCGAACUACUUUUACGACAUAUCAACUGCACGAGCUUGAACGAGCGUUUGAGAAAUCACAUUACCCGGAUGUAUACAGCCGUGAAGAACUUGCACUAAAAAUAAAUCUCCCAGAGGUCCGAGUUCAGGUAUGGUUUCAAAAUAGAAGAGCAAAAUGGCGCCGACAAGAAAAACUCGAGAAUGCAAGUUUCAAACUAUCCGAGAGUUUUCCUUUAACUUCCGUUACAAGCAGACCGUCUAAUUCCGUCCUACCAUUGGAUCCGUGGAUGACGUCACAACUAACAACCAAUAAUUUAAGUCCUAAUACGCAGCUACAGAUCACUCCUCCGCCAGCCAAUCAAAAUGCAGCUUAUGCUCAGUUUCUAACAUCUCAGACAUUUUCAGGAACUUCGUCAUCGAACGUCAGUACGGCAAUACAAAAUCUGUUUGGCGGAAUCUCCCGAAUGGACGACGGAGAUCCGCGAAAUUCAAGCAUAGCUUCUCUGCGGCUACGAGCGCGAGAGCAUAUGGAACAUUUGGAAAGGAAGUACCUUCUUUGAAUGUGACCUUUUUCCUAUUUCAUUUACAAUUUAUACAUUAGAAAUUCAUUUCAGCAGAUACUGUAUUCGUAUAUAUUGUCCGUAACGAAAGAAUUUAUUGGCAAAUACCGUCAAACCUGACAAUAUAGACCAGUCUUGGGGAUUUGAAAAUUUAUCUUUGCCUAAACGAAUUCUCAUAAAAUAGCUGAUUCUCCAGCAUCAUAAGAUGGUGAAUAAAUAAAGACUUAUGUUGACAGGUUUCAUUUGUUUGGCCAUUAUUACGAAGGUGGCUUUUGACAAGAGUGUUUAGAGUGCGUAAAGAGGUGCUGUAAAUUCAUCAACGUUCUAUGUUGGAAAAGAAUGCUGAGAGAUAAUUUAAUAUUUCAGUUUAUAUGUUUUUUAUGUUUAUAUUUUUACUUAUUGAUCAUUUAUAAUGUUUUUGUCUUGAUAAUUUCUGUAAAUAAAAACGUAUUUAUAGCUUU
Messenger RNA from Ruditapes philippinarum (Manila clam), 2171 nucleotides. RefSeq names its product retinal homeobox protein Rx1-like. The transcript is spliced from 3 exons. The record is from RefSeq and is a predicted model, not a curated record. Lineage: Eukaryota; Metazoa; Mollusca; Bivalvia; Venerida; Veneridae. The coding region runs from base 838 to 1710 and encodes 290 amino acids. Gene Ontology annotation, biological process: positive regulation of transcription by RNA polymerase II. Gene Ontology annotation, molecular function: RNA polymerase II cis-regulatory region sequence-specific DNA binding; DNA-binding transcription factor activity, RNA polymerase II-specific.